AUGCGUUCAUUAUGCGUUCUAGGUGUAGCGAUACAUGCCUCUCUGCUCAUACUGCUGACUCAAGGAAUUCACAAAUCUAGAGAUGGAGUUUAUCACGGAAAAUCACGACGCUUUGCUAUAGACCACCGUCCACCUGGAUACCAUUACCUGGCGCCGAAGUAUAUGAUGCACCUUUACCGGAAUUACAAGUCAAAUCUCACUCGGCCUAUAGACGUAAUGGAGAAGACCAUCACAAAACAAGCAGACACAGUCAAGAGUGUGAUGGCAAAAAGUUUAUUUCACAGACCCCGACGCUGGACUGCAACCUUUGACCUGAGCACCUUAUUGGCCGACGACCGGAUCCAAGCAGCGGAGCUCAGGUUCAGGUUUCCCCGGGCGACGAGGGCUUCCAACAUUACCGUGGAGAUUUACCAUCACCACGACUACCCGUGCAGGCAGACACAGGGGAUCUGCCAGGAACACCAGCUGGUGGGAUAUCUCUCUGUCUCCUCUGUGAUUAACUCCUCUCAACACUGGAAGGUGUACAACCUCACUGGUCCGCUGUUGAACUGGCUCGGCCAGGAACACAUUUCCAGGAGCUCAAUGAAGAGGAGAUCACCAGACAAGACAAAGAGAGAUGUGUUCUUCCCCAACCCUGUCCAGUUGGCUGGCUCUACAACACAGCAGAACCCUGUCCAGUUGGCUGGGUCUACAACACAGCAGAACUCUGUCCAGUUGGCUGGCUCUACAACACAGCAGAACCCUGUCCAGUUGGCUGGGUCUGAAACACAGCAGAACCCUGUCCAGUUGGCUGGGUCUACAACACAGCAGAACCCUGUCCAGUUGGCUGGGUCUGAAACACAGCAGAACCCUGUCCAGUUGGCUGGUUCUAAAACACAGCAGAACCCUGUCCAGUUGGCUGGGUCUACAACACAGCAGAACCCUGUCCAGUUGGCUGGGUCUAAAACACAGCAGAACCCUGUCCAGUUGGCUGGGUCUAAAACACAGCAGAACCCUGUCCAGUUGGCUGGGUCUAAAACACAGCAGAACCCUGUCCAGUUGGCUGGGUCUACAACACAGCAGAACCCUGUCCAGUUGGCUGGGUCUGAAACACAGCAGAACCCUGUCCAGUUGGCUGGGUCUACAACACAGCAGAGUCAGUGUGUGAACAACAGAGCCUUGCUGGUUGUAUUCUCUCAUACAGGGUCAGAGGAGGGCUCCCAGGCCAAGGCUAGCCUCCUCCACACGGCCGAACAGUCCAAGUUCCUGUCCACCACCGAGCCCCAGAAGAUCCGCAGGCCGAAGAGACACAAGAAAAAACGGGUCCACUCAGGCCAGGAGGAUCCACCGGACAUGAGAGGUCCAGAGGUGUCCAGCGGAAAUAAUAAGAUUGACCCGUCUCUCUGUGGAAGAGUUGAUAUGCAUGUAGACUUCAAUCAGAUAGGCUGGGGGUCCUGGAUCGUCUUCCCAAAGAUGUAUAAUGCCUAUCGAUGUGAGGGGAUCUGUCCAAGUCCUUUGGGAGAAGACUUGAACCCAACAAAUCAUGCUUACAUGCAGAGUCUCCUAAAACACUACCACCCUGAGCGUGUUCCCUCGGCGUGCUGCGCCCCCACCAAGAUGAGUCCUCUAAGCAUGCUGUAUUAUGAGAAUGGAGAAAUGCUGCUUCGCCAUCACGAGGAUAUGGUUGUGGAUGAAUGUGGCUGCCUGUAGCCUCUGCCACAGGAUUUAACCUGAUCUUCAGUAAAGAAACGACCGGAGCAAAGCCUGGGGCCGUCUUCUCACAACUGCUUGAGAAUGAGACUAGGCUACCACUCAUCUCUUUCGGGACACACGCAACAGAGGGUUCCGGAAACUUUAGAGUGGAAUUUCACUGACAGAACUAUUAUCCAAGAGUCUGUAUCAGAUGGAUGAAAACAGUAAGAAAAAACUUUGUGUUAGUUCUUUUGAUUAUUGUGACUGUGCACUCCUCAAGCAGUACGGCAGAUGUCCUGUAUGUUUUACAAAGCCUAGAUAUAUACAGUAUGGAUUUUCUCUCAGAAUGUGACUGAUUUUAUGUUACUGAUUUUAGGAAUCAGAAAGAGGACCUGCCAUUUCAUUAUAAGUCAUAGGAAAUGGUGUUGUUCAUCAUUUAAGCACUGUUUAUACUACUAUACACCUACUGGGUGUAACGGCACAUGGACAUUAUAUUAAUUGUAAAUAAUAAUAAAAUAAAGUUUGGGUAUUUAUGUUAAUUUAUUGCUCUCUCUGUUUUUAGGAGGAUUUCAUCAUAAAUAUUUGAUAUUGUUUGAUGUUUGAAAUGUUUGAUAUUGUAAAAAUAUUUUGUUAGCUGAUUAAAGUGUAUGUAUUUUGUA
Molecule: messenger RNA, 2330 nt
Organism: Salvelinus fontinalis (brook trout)
Lineage: Eukaryota; Metazoa; Chordata; Actinopteri; Salmoniformes; Salmonidae
Gene: ndr2
Product: nodal-related 2
Exons: 3
Coding region: 1-1689 (562 amino acids)
Biological process (GO): SMAD protein signal transduction; BMP signaling pathway
Cellular component (GO): extracellular region
Molecular function (GO): growth factor activity; type I activin receptor binding; cytokine activity
Source: RefSeq, a predicted model, not a curated record